AUGGAUUACAAGGCGACAGCUUUGUCUUCGAAGCGACCCGAACGCCCAAAGAAACGCUCGUUAACUAUCGAAGGAAUGCCUCCGGAACUGAGGCAAGCGAUUUGGCAACUCACACUCAACAAUAAUCGAAUUGUAACGAUUCAGGGCCCGAUUGAUCGCUCUGAUGACCUGUGGACCCCUACCACUGCGCAAGAUUUCAGCGCGUCCUUUGAAAAGAUUGAAGCGCCAGCAGUAUCCUUCGAGUCACGCGCAAUUGCAAAGAAGGAAUACACAAUCCGCUUCGAGAAUGACAUGAAGAACUCGGUCUACUUCAACGGCGAGCGAGAUAUCUUAAAAUUUACCGACACAACAUUCAUGGAAAUCGUUUACCAUCAGAGUGGUGAUAUAUGGAAAAAUGAAGAUACGCAUAUUGCGGGUGUCCAGCGCAUCGUUAUCGAUAUGAGGGAUGCCCGAGAUAUGCUUACGAUGACAGGCCGCUCGAUUGCAUUAAUCCUACUACUUCGUGCUACCCAAAAGUUCUAUACGCUCAGGCAGAUCUUUUUACAGCCGACGUUCCCGGUUGAUUCUGCUAGGGAGGAAGAAUGGCGUGUAUUUUUUGCAGAUUUAAUGCGGAACCGUGAGAGGGAAUAUGGUCGAUUUGUGGACGGACACUAUUGGCAGAUCCCUGAAAUCGUCUUGGUUUCCCUCGAGGAUGAUCCAGAUCUCUUGAAGGCAGUUCAGCGCUCGAGUUCCGAUCCGUCAACCUCCCCAGAAUCUGACGGCAAUGGAAUAUUCGCCCGUGUUCCUCGCGAACUAGAGGAUCAAAUAUGGUCGCUCGUUCCGACAGGCACAGGUCCCCGCUUGAUCGAAAUUACAGCUGAUCUUACUAUGCCACCAUGCAGAGACCAAGAUGGCCGUUUCGAGUUUGGCGAGAAACAGUUCGAAAUUAAAAUCAUAAACCAUGGGAAAUCUCUGGCUCGUCGUGACUCGAACUCGUUUCCACCGCCAAGCCCGUCUCAAGAUUUAAAUUCUAAGGCCUUCAACCUUUCCCACAACCGGUUCAGGUUCGACUAUAAGAUCAAAAAUCCCCAAAUCGUCAAUAUCGCCCAGGAUAUUUUUUUCUUCGACGGUCUAGACCGUUUAGAUGAUUAUGUUGAAGCGACCAGAGGAAUCACCGAAUCGGUCACACUGAGCUCGCAGCCUCGAUGCUACCCAACGAUCCAAAAUGCAGUAGUUCGAGUAUGUUUAAAUAUGGGAGGUCCAGAAUCAGAAUCAUAUGCCUCAUGGCUCAAGAACCUCCGUUCGCAACCCGAUUUCCACAAGUCUAUCCUGACAACGAUUUUACCCGAGCUUUUGCAGCCUAUCAGUAGAGUCAAAGGCUUGAAAAGUAUAUAUCUCUUGGUGAACGAGGAGGAGAUUCCAGGCGAUGGACCUAUUGAGCGUAUUGAUGGUCGGCUGAUGGAACUUCUUGUAAGAGAUGACAAAUUGCGAAGAUGCUACGAGGAUGACUUUCAGCUACCUGAGGUUCUGUGCCUGACAAUGGAGGAAUUUACUAGAGAGUUUGGAAGGGUAUCUAGAAGACUCUGUGCGGCAUAA
Sclerotinia borealis F-4128 is the source of this 1575-nucleotide messenger RNA. Lineage: Eukaryota; Fungi; Ascomycota; Leotiomycetes; Helotiales; Sclerotiniaceae. The record is from the annotation of a GenBank genome assembly.